Python bivittatus (Burmese python) is the source of this 1564-nucleotide messenger RNA. RefSeq names its product succinate receptor 1 (gene SUCNR1). Gene Ontology annotation, cellular component: plasma membrane. Gene Ontology annotation, molecular function: G protein-coupled receptor activity. NCBI's taxonomy places the organism in Eukaryota, Metazoa, Chordata, Lepidosauria, Squamata, Pythonidae. The record is from RefSeq and is a predicted model, not a curated record. Gene Ontology annotation, biological process: G protein-coupled receptor signaling pathway.
UCUUGAGCUGUGUUCAUUAUAUCCUCGCUCUUCCCUCAGAUCAUGGUCAAGACACAUCGUGUAAGAGGCGAUACCCAUUCUACAGAAUGGACACCAAUGGCACCAGAGAAUGCAUGGAGCGGUCUGACUAUCUGGAAAAAUAUUACCUUCCUACCAUGUAUGCUCUUGAGUUCAUCGUUGGUUUCACUGGAAACAUUAUUGUUGGUUUCGGUUCACUUUUCUGCUGGAAGAACUGGAAAAGUGGCAACAUCUACCUGAUCAACUUAACCCUGUCAGAUUUAGCUUUCCUUUGCACACUCCCAUGGCUGGUGUUAAGUUAUUCCAAAGGAACAGAUAACAGCACGUGGUGCCAAAUUAACAGAAUUAUCCUGCAUGCCAAUUUAUAUACAAGCAUCCUUUUCCUGACCUUUAUAAGUGUUGACAGGUAUCUGCUCAUAAAGUAUCCCUUCAGAAACCACUUUCUACAGAAGAAAGCCAUAGCCAUUGUUUUCUCAGUAGCCAUAUGGGUCUGGGUUAUCCUGGAACUGUCCCCCAUAUACUACUUCAUCAGCUUUCAGAAUAACAGCAAUGAUAGCCAGUGUGUGGAUUACGCAAGUUCAGGAGAUGCACACCACAGCCUGAUCUAUAGCCUGCUCUUGACCAUCACUGGGUUUAUAAUCCCGUUGUGCAUCAUGUGGAUGUUUUACAUAAAGACUCAUGCUCUCCUUACCAGCCACAGUUCACAGCUCACCACUGCUCUGCCUCUAGAGAAACCUCUCACAUUAAUCAUCAUGGCAGUGGGUAUCUUUUCACUUCUCUUUGCUCCCUAUCACAUCAUGCGCAAUGUUCGAAUUGCCUCUCGGGCAUCAUUCUGGAAGGUUUCUGAAUGCACACAGAACCUGAUUAAAGCUGUUUACACGAUUACGAGGCCUGUUGCCUUCCUGAACAGUGCAAUUAAUCCCAUCUUUUAUUUCUUAAUGGGAGAUCACUUCAGGGAGAUGCUCUUGAUCAAAGCAAGGUGUUGCUUAAAAAGAGUUCUACCUUGCUAUAAAUGAAGUUUCAAUGAAGACUUUGGACAGAUAGGGAACACAUUAAAUUGCUAGUUAAUGGGAUGCAACAUAUAAUUUUUAUUAAGAAUUUGCCAGUUGUCCAGGAACUUGUAUUGAAGUGGCUUCUGAAUGUGGACAUCAAAUUCUAUAGUUCUCUUCAAGCAUUUCUUCCAAGUGUGAAGUUCUGUGGCACAUAUUUGGAUCUUGUUGUGUGGGGAGAAGCUAAGACAGCGUCUGAAGCUUAAAGUGGCAUCAGUUUCGUCUGGUACAUCAGCAACAUCCUUUUCCAGAAAGAAAUACUCUUGAAAUGGUAUUCCAUACUCAGGGAACAUUCAAGCUGGAUUACUGUGGUGUAUUAUAUUGCAUGUGGGGCUGUCUCUGAAAAGAAAUUUAAAAUUGUGCAUAAUAUAGCUGCCAGAUUUAACUAGAGUGGAGACAUUUUAAAAAAUCUACACCCAAAGAGAUUGGGUGGGCAAUUUAUCUGAAUUUCUAUAUUGGAAAAAGAACUAAUCCAACCAAGGAACAGCACCCCAACU